Anarrhichthys ocellatus (wolf-eel) is the source of this 2567-nucleotide messenger RNA. RefSeq names its product phospholipid scramblase 1. Gene Ontology annotation, molecular function: phospholipid scramblase activity. The record is from RefSeq and is a predicted model, not a curated record. Lineage: Eukaryota; Metazoa; Chordata; Actinopteri; Perciformes; Anarhichadidae. Gene Ontology annotation, cellular component: plasma membrane. Bases 84 to 791 code for a protein of 235 amino acids. Gene Ontology annotation, biological process: plasma membrane phospholipid scrambling. The transcript has 7 exons.
UCAACCAAUGAGAUUAUAGCUUUAUUCCGUGGGCUUGGUUCCGGAGUGGCCUGUUAUUAUUUGGAGUAGCAGGUGAAAUCUCGAUGUCGUUCCAGGCUGACAACAUGAAUAUGUACGCUGUGCCGAACCCUGAAAUACCAGGCUGUCCACCGGGAUUAGAAUACCUGACCCAGGUGGAUCAGCUGCUCAUCAAACAGAAAGUUGAGCUUGUUGAAGCCCUCGUCGGCUUCGAAAGCAACAACAAAUACGAAGUCCGCAACAGCCUGGGUCAGAAUGUGUUCUACGCCGUCGAGGAGAACGACUGUCUGAGCCGACAGUGCUGCGGUCCCUUGCGCUCCUUCACCAUCCACGUCCUUGACAAUUUUGGACAGGAGGUUAUCACCGUCACCAGGCCGCUCAAGUGCAUGUCGUGCUGCUUCCCUUGUUGUCUACAAGAGCUGGAGGUGCAGGCCCCCCCUGGUAACACAGUGGGCUACGUUAAACAACAGUGGCACCCGUUCUCCCCCAAAUUCAUCGUCACCGACGAACACUCCGAGCCUGUGCUGAAGAUCCACGGGCCCUUCUGUGGAUGGAGCUGCCUGCCAGAUGUCGACUUUGAGGUUUUGACGAUGGAUGAAGUCAGUAAGAUUGGGAAAAUCAGUAAGCAGUGGACAGGGCUUCUUCGGGAGGCGUUCACAGAUUCAGACAACUUUGGUAUCCAGUUCCCCAUGGACCUGGACGUGAGGAUGAAGGCUGUAAUGAUCGGUGCAUGUUUUCUCAUUGAUUUCAUGUUCUUUGAGAGUACUAACUAGGAGCCAAACAGGAAAUCCAUGUAAGCAUACAAACAUUGCUGGAAGAACAAAGCCACGAUGAUCAGCCCCUAACGCAGAACAACCUUCAAAACAGAUCACUUAAAGGAAGUACCAAGUUGCCGAAAUGCUAACAUUUUGCAUGAACAAUGAAGCUGAAGGUUUCUUUUAGUCUUAGUUGCUCGGGUUGGUUGUUAAAAGAUGUUGCUGGGUUGUGACUGCACAGCGCAGUGGUUUUAAGACGGAUGUUUGUGAGGAGGUUUACAUUUGUGUUUACAUUAUGGUCGCGGAGCCCAUCUGGACCCAGAACCUUUCGUUACUACUUUAAAAAAACUAAAAACUUGAAUAGUAGGAUAACAUCCAUAUACAAGUACAUGAAAAGGGAACAACAUUGCAAGCAAGUGCUGUUAUACAGUUUGUGAGAGAGACUCAUUAUAUGCCAAAUAGCACCCGUUUAAUUUGGUCAUAUUAAUAGUCAAGAUGUUAAUUUAUAUAGAACACUAUGCUUGUAGCUAACGACUUGUGUAUUGUAUCAGUUUCUAGGUCAGAUAUUCAAAGCCCUUAUUUAUUGAUUUAUAUUUUGGUCUGUUAAACAAUUUGUCACCAUGCAUUAAUGUGUGUGUGUGUGUGUGUGUGUGCACUGCUUUGUGUGCAUGUCUGUGUGCUAUGAGUGUACUAGUGUGUUUUAACUGAAACAUAAACUACCAUAGGAUUACAGUAAUAUGAUUUAUUUAACAAGGAAUGGGUUAUGGCUCGAUGUGUCCCAGUCUUGUCCACAUGAGGGAGCUAGCUUUUCAUUUAAGAAUAACCUGACUCAGCCCAAAUGGACAAACUCAAUACGUACUCAUGCCAUAGGUUUUUAUUGACUAGUUUCUGAUAACAUUGUAUAUUUUCAGACAAACUCAGGUUGAAAUGCAUGCUACUUUAUUAUGGUGAUGGCUACUGCUUGCUCCAGGAAAUACACACCUGCACCUGAUAUUAUGAACAUAAAGAUAAAGUCAUCUUUUGGAGGAGAUUUUGUACGUUAAAUCAUCUAAAUAUAAUGACGUCAUACAUGUGUCAAAAAUGCAAGAGUAAAAUUAAAAAAGGAUUUAAUGAUUGGGGGCCAUCAGUGUGAUUAGGGAUGGUAAAAGUAAAGUAUUGUAGCAAAGACAUUAUCUAUGUGCUACAUCAACAUUAAGAGCUCUUUUGUAGCAUCAUGAUAAUAACAUGUGUCCUCAGUUGUUUAGGAAAACUAAAUAAAAACACCCAUCUUAAGUCAUUUUCUAACAUAUUAAGUGUUAAAAGCUUUUAAGGCUUUUAUUUUUGUAAAACAAAGUAUAACAAACUGCCAUUUGGAAGAGCUAAUAUGUCCGGUGUAGACUUAACUUUUCUUGCGUCAACAGUUUAAUUGUGUUAGACUAUUUUUCAAAACUUGAUUUUAAGACUAAGUACUGAAGAAUGAGUGGAUGUUUUUUUGCAGUAGACAACUCUGAGUAAAUUUGAAAUACAUUCUCGCCAUUAAGAUUGAUCAUUUGGUUGAAUGUAUUAACAGUAGAAGAUGCUGGUGCUACGUCCUCUGAAGCCCCUUCGAUUGUGUUUAAAAGCCCAAAAUGAAAGCCAGAAUGUGGUACAAAGGGAGCUAUUCCAAGUCAACUAUGUAUUUAAAAGAACCAUACUUUUGCACUAACGCUGUCAAUUACUUUUAAGUCAUGCAAUGAAUGAAAACAAACUCUGUGAGCUUAGCUGAAAUUGUGCAAAUAGUCCAUGGAAACACUUCAAUUAAAAAAUAUAUAUAUA